Messenger RNA from Aspergillus costaricaensis CBS 115574, 1868 nucleotides. RefSeq names its product glycosyltransferase family 15 protein. Gene Ontology annotation, molecular function: alpha-1,2-mannosyltransferase activity. Gene Ontology annotation, cellular component: membrane; Golgi apparatus. Gene Ontology annotation, biological process: protein N-linked glycosylation; cell wall mannoprotein biosynthetic process. The transcript is spliced from 5 exons. The record is from RefSeq and is a predicted model, not a curated record. Bases 132 to 1640 code for a protein of 502 amino acids. NCBI's taxonomy places the organism in Eukaryota, Fungi, Ascomycota, Eurotiomycetes, Eurotiales, Aspergillaceae.
CGUUCCCUUUGGGUUAAUAUCCGACAAGAGAGGUCUCGAUCUGAGAAACUUGUUUCAUUUGACUGCUGAUAUUUGAAAACUACUGUGUGCCAUCGCUGUUCAAUCAGCCGUGUGGCCCAUCUUUUGCACCCAUGGGCCUCGUUCAACGGGUUACGAAAUGGCUGCCCUCCACGCCGAGUCUGCCCCUAGAUGACUCGUCGCGCGAGAAAGGCCGUAAUCUGUCCAGAUUCGCUUUCUUCAAACGGAGGAUACGCUUAAAGGGCAACUCUUCGAUCUCGAUACCCCUGGGAUUUGUUUUACUAUUUCCAUGCCUUGUAAUAGUCCUUAUCCUACUACUUUUUGUUCGACAUCCUGCUUCCCCUGGGGGGAUUCUCAUCCCUGCCGGUACUCCGCCAUCUAUCAGGAAAAUAAGCGAAAAAUAUGACAAAGUCUUCGCUACCGGCUGUCUCCCCGUCGAGAAAACCGACGCCCCGCGCGCAAAUGCCGCUUUCGUCGUCCUUGCCAGAAACAAGGAAUUGGACGGAGUUAUUCAGUCGCUCAAGUCUAUUGAAAGACACUUCAACCGCUGGUUCCACUACCCUUACGUCUUCCUGAACGAUGGUGAUUUCGAUGACGCCUUCAAGGCGACGGUCAAGAACUACACCAGCGCCCCCGUUGAGUUUGGCAAGAUUGAUGAGUCUAUGUGGGGUUACCCCGACUGGGUUGAUCAUGAAGUCGCCAAGGAGGGUGUUCGGAAACAGGGUGACGCCGCCAUCAUGUACGGAGGCAUGGAGAGCUACCAUCAUAUGUGCCGAUUCUAUUCCGGCCACUUCUACAAGCACCCCCUGCUCAUGAAAUACGAAUGGUACUGGCGCCUUGAGCCUGAGAUCAAGUACUUCUGUGAUAUUACAUAUGAUCCAUUCAUCAAGAUGGCGGAAGCAAACAAGACCUACGGCUUCACGAUCGCUGUCAAGGAGCUUCGCGAGACCGUCCCCAACAUCUUCCGUUACGCAUCUGCCUACAAGCGGAAACACAACUUGGAAUCGAAGGGAUUGUGGGAAAUGUUCCUGGAGAAACCCGAAGAAGAGCCUAAGCCCGAGGAGGAAAAGCAAGAGAAACUCCCUGAGGAGAUUCUUCAAAAUGAGCCUGGUGAAAAUACUGUUCCCGAUGUUGACCCGGAAGCCAUGGAAGGCGAGAAGUACAACAUGUGCCACUUCUGGAGUAACUUCGAGAUUGCGCGGUUGGACUUCUUCCGCAGCAAGGAAUAUGAGGAGUUCUUCGACAUGAUGGAUAAGAGUGGAGGUUUCUGGAUGGAGAGAUGGGGCGAUGCGCCUAUCCAUUCAUUGGCCGCCGGUAUUCUCCUGUCCCCCAGUGACAUCCACUACUUCCGUGACUUCGGCUAUCGGCACACUACUAUUCAGCAUUGCCCUGCCAAUGCUCCUGCACGGCAAUUGCCCCGAAUCCCCUGGCUGGAGACGACAACCGAGGACGAAAAGGAGCGCAUUGAAGAGGACGAGUAUUGGGCGAACCCUGAUCCCGUCAAAGAGAACGGUGUCGGCUGCAGGUGCAGGUGUGACACCGACAUUGUGGAUGUUGAAGGCAAGCAGGGCAGUUGUCUCGCCGAGUGGGUCGAAGUUGCUGGAGGAUGGGCAUCCCCAUAGAUUCGGAUUGUUGCCCUUUAAUGUUCGCUGUAUAAUCUUCGCCUCCUGGUUUCCGUACCUAUUUGUUCGACUAUGAGCAUUACUCGGUUCGCCCUUGGAGUUAUUUGCUUGAGCCUGCAUGUUACGUUGGCUGUGGGUUUCUGGACGGCGUUAUACGGAUCUGACGGCUUCUUACGUGGAAGACGGUGUGGCCAUUCUCAUCAAUAUGGACAAAUACAUCUAGCGUGC